Messenger RNA from Rhizoctonia solani, 222 nucleotides. RefSeq lists its product as uncharacterized. The coding region runs from base 1 to 222 and encodes 73 amino acids. The transcript is spliced from 2 exons. Lineage: Eukaryota; Fungi; Basidiomycota; Agaricomycetes; Cantharellales; Ceratobasidiaceae. The record is from RefSeq and is a predicted model, not a curated record.
AUGGAAGAACAGCUGGCCAAGACUGAAACAACAAAUCAAGGAAUGACCAAGUGGAUAAAUAAGGGUAUUGAUCUGGAGGAUGCAUUGGAUAAGUUAUGGCAUGAUGCAUUGAAUACAAAGAAAGAAGGCACACCCUGUAAGCCAAACAUUCUCAAUGAACACUGCAAACAACUUUUGUCUUGCAUCAAUGCCCACCACCAGGAGCAAGAGCAAUACCUUUGA